ACAUAAAUAACUAAUUUUUCUUCUUCUAUUUUAAUCUUCUUUAACCUCUUCCUCGUUUCUAUACUCUACUUUGUGUCUUGCACCACUUCCACCAAUUAUCUGAACAAUUUUAUUUCUCUCACUACCUUUGUCACCGGGUGAUAAUGAUAAGUUAGUGGAUUAACAGUGUGUCACUUAGGUAAUUCAAUGAUAUCUUACCUUUCUAAGCAAAAUAACAUGAUUACGCUUGCUAAUUGAUACACUAUUAACUUAUGUAGACAUCACUAAUCUGGAGAAUGGAGAAGUGAUGGUUAUUAAUCCAAAGUGGGGUCUGGAGUGGGGUUGGGGUGGCUUCUAUUCUGCACCUCAUUUUUGAAACACUUGGUUUGAUACUUAAAAAUUUUCAGCAUCAUUCAUACUUCAUGAAAGUGUGAGCAAGUUAAAACUAGAGUUUUUUUUUACUGAUGUAUAAUAAACAAGGGAAGAGAACCAAAAUCUACCUUUCUAAUAAUGAUUGCCAAAGCAAAAGUACUUUCUUUCAUUCUUUGAGACUUCAAAGGAUGGCAACAAAAAAGGUAAGUACCGACUUGAGUUUCUGCCCUCUUCCCUUCACAUGUUAGAGGUUACUUUAGGAAUGUUUUUUUUUCUGCCAGAAGCCCCUCUUUGUCUUCAACUUGCCUUUCUUCUCAGGAACAGAAAAGUUUUGGAAUUCAAUUUCACAUCAUAUGGCAUGAAAUUUGAGCUAUAAUGGCGGUCUCCAACAAUAGUUCCUUGUGGAUAGCCUACCAGAGAAAAUGAUUUAGAUCGGAUCGUCCCAAAAAUGAUGAAACAAGUCUCUCUCGUCUCUUAUCAAUGCAAAUUUUUCCUUCUCAUCAAGUUACUGCUACUAUCAAAGACUGUAAUAGCAGAACCAAGGGCCAAGACAGUCCUAACAACAUGUGGUCAUGAACUAGAGCACAAUACUACUAUCUUUGUUCCAAAUUUUGUUGCAACUAUGGAGAAGAUCAGUGAUGAGAUGCGCAAAACUGGCUUUGGCACAGCAAUUGUAGGGACAGGGCCUGAUACUAACUAUGGCCUUGCCCAGUGUUAUGGAGAUCUUUCAUUACUUGACUGUGUAUUAUGCUAUGCUGAGGCACGCACGGUUCUUCCUCAGUGCUUCCCUUAUAAUUCUGGUCGAAUUUUCCUCGAUGGUUGUUUCAUGAGGGCUGAGAAUUAUAGUUUCUUUAAUGAGUAUUUGGGACCGGGAGACAGAGCUGUAUGUGGGAACACAACAAGGAAGAACUCGAGUUUUCAAGCAGCGGCAAGACAGGCAGUUCUAAGAGCAGUUCAAGAUGCACCUAACAACAAAGGAUAUGCCAAAGGGAAUGUUGCUGUUGCAGGAACAACUAACCAAUCUGCUUAUGUUUUGGCUGAUUGUUGGAGGACUUUGGAUAAAAGGUCUUGCAAAGCAUGUCUUGAGAAUGCAUCCUCUUCCAUAUUGGGAUGCUUGCCUUGGUCAGAAGGGAGAGCGCUCAACACCGGUUGCUUCAUGAGGUACUCAGACACAGAUUUUCUUAACAAGGAGCAGGAAAAUGGGAGUUCGUCAGGUAAUGUGGUAGUGAUAGUGAUUGCAGUAGUCAGUUCGGUGAUUGUUUCGGUGGUUGGAGUAACUAUUGGAGUUUAUAUAUGGAAACAAAGAAACAUUCAAAAGAAACGAAGAGGUUCAAAUGAUGCAGAGAAGUUGGCAAAAACACUACAGAACAAUAACUUGAACUUCAAGUACUCUACAUUGGACAAGGCUACUGAAUCUUUUCAUGAAAAUAACAAGUUAGGGCAAGGAGGAUUUGGAACAGUUUAUAAAGGAGUUCUAGCUGAUGGAAGAGAGAUUGCUGUGAAGAGAUUAUUUUUCAACAACAGACAUAGAGCAGCAGAUUUCUACAAUGAAGUCAACAUAAUUAGUAGUGUGGAACACAAGAAUCUAGUCAGACUGUUGGGAUGCAGUUGUUCGGGACCUGAAAGCCUGCUUGUAUAUGAAUUUCUACCCAACAGAAGUCUUGAUCGCUACAUUUUCGAUAAAAACAAGGGCAAGGAAUUGAACUGGGAAAAGAGAUAUGAAAUUAUCAUUGGGACAGCCGAAGGAUUAGUUUAUCUGCAUGAGAACUCCAAAACAAGGAUAAUUCACAGAGAUAUAAAAGCCAGCAACAUCUUAUUGGAUGCAAAGCUUCGUGCUAAAAUUGCAGAUUUUGGUUUGGCCAGGUCCUUUCAAGAGGACAAGAGCCACAUAAGUACAGCUAUUGCAGGAACUUUGGGGUAUAUGGCUCCUGAAUACCUAGCUCAUGGUCAGUUAACAGAAAAGGCAGACGUAUAUAGUUUUGGAGUGUUGCUGCUAGAGAUAGUCACUGCUAGACAGAACAACAGGAGCAAAGCAUCAGAAUAUUCAGACAGCUUAGUUACAGUGGCAUGGAAGCAUUUUCAGGCAGGGACUGCUGAACAAUUAUUUGAUCCAAACCUAGACUUGCAGGAAGAUCACAAUAGCAAUGUUAAUGUUAAGGAUGAGAUUUUAAGAGUGGUUCACAUAGGACUUCUAUGCACCCAAGAGGUCUCUUCUUUACGACCAAGCAUGUCAAAGGCACUGCAAAUGCUAACAAAGAAAGAGGAGGAUCUUGUUGCUCCCUCUAAUCCACCCUUCCUUGAUGAGAGUACCAUGGAACUUCAUGACACAAGUGGUGACCCAUUUUAUCCUCUUACUGCACCUGAUUCAAUUGCCACUAUGUCCCAUAGCUCUUUUUAUCCCAGGUGACCAAGAGAAUGCAGAGAAAAUCCCUGACAUGACAUGUCGGCAGCGCAGCUUGUGAUUGGCAAAUAACUUGGUCUGCCUCAGAAAUCAGACCUAUGUCACUUAAGGUUGUUAACAAAGCAAUCGAUCCUUUGCUAUUUAAAAUACAUACUUAAGACACGGGGAGAUUUUGAGCCAAAUGUCCAAUACGGUUAUGGGAAGCAAACAGUGUAUACUGUAUAGUUCCAUGAUUAACAUUAUUAAACAAUUUUAGAUUAAUCUGAUAUAUGUAACAAGUCAUAAAUACUACGUUUGGAUACAACUAUUAAUUCAUUUGCGCAA
This is a messenger RNA of Glycine soja, 3076 nucleotides long. RefSeq names its product cysteine-rich receptor-like protein kinase 2. Gene Ontology annotation, biological process: protein phosphorylation. NCBI's taxonomy places the organism in Eukaryota, Viridiplantae, Streptophyta, Magnoliopsida, Fabales, Fabaceae. The record is from RefSeq and is a predicted model, not a curated record. The coding region runs from base 800 to 2758 and encodes 652 amino acids. The transcript has 8 exons. Gene Ontology annotation, molecular function: ATP binding; protein kinase activity.